AUGAAGUAUAACAACGAACUAGAACCUCAAAAAAGUAUUUUCAUUCCUGGUUCCAUCAAUAUCUUGAAGGAAGAAGAUGUUGGUGAAAGCGGUUUCUCUGGUCAAAUCCAGCGUAAUAAGAAGGGGAUUAUCUUGAUGCCUCAACCUUCCUCAUCGCCCAAUGAUCCUUUGAAUUGGUCAAAGACAAGAAAGUACUGGCACUUUUUUCUCAUGUGUUUUGUAACCGGGUUGACAGCUGCCAUUUCCAAUGAUGCUGGUGCAGCACAAGAUUCCCUUAAUGAGAUCUACGGGAUCAGUUAUGAUGCCAUGAACACUGGUGCCGGUGUUUUAUUCUUAUUCAUUGGAUGGAGUUGUAUUUUUUUGGCUCCCGCUUCUUCCUUAUACGGUAGAAGAAUCACCUACCUCAUCUGUCUUUUGGCUGGUACUUUGGGGUCCGUAUGGUUUGCCAAAUCCAGAAGAACUUCAGACACGAUCUGGUCUCAAGCAUUUGUGGGGUUAAGUGAAGCCUGUGCGGAAGCUCAGGUCCAACAAUCGUUGUCCGACAUUUUCUUUCAGCACAACUUGGGUUCGGUGUUGACUGCUUAUAUUAUGGCUACCUCCAUCGGGACUUUCUUGGGUCCAUUGAUCGCUCAGUACAUCUCUGAUAAUACGUCAUUCAGAUGGGUCGGUUGGUGGGGUGCUAUAAUCACAGGUGCCACUUUAAUCGUGUUCAUCUUUGGAUGUGAAGAAACCGUUUUUGAUAGAGAGGCAGCUUACGCCAGAGAUAACACUAUCGUGACCCAUAAGGGAGAAGCUUCAACAGCAAACGUUAAUGAAUACUCCUUGAAGAAGGAGUCGUCUCGUGCUCAAGUAUCUCCUUACGACGAAUCGUCUUCUGGAGAAUCUGUUGAUGACAAUAACAGGGCAUUAAAUAGCUCAGAAGCACCCAAGUCUUAUACGGAUAAUGUGGCUUUAAUCACACCUGCUAGCUAUUUGGAAGGAUGGGGGUUCAAGCAGUAUGUCAAACGUUUCUUCUUGUAUUUCAAGAUCUUCACUUUCCCUGCUGUUUGGUUGUCAGGAAUGUUGUGGGGUUUGCAAGAUGCCUACUUGUCGUUUUACUUGACCACCGAAGAAGAUUAUUUCCCUGAUGCUCCUUGGAACUACUCAGGUAAUGCAGUGGGUAUCAUGAACGUUGCUACCUUGGUAGGUGCUGUUAUUGGGUGUCUUGUAGCAGGUAUUCUUUCUGAUUACCAUGUUAUGUGGAUGGCUAAAAAGAAGAAUGGUGUCUAUGAGCCAGAAUACAGAUUGUGGUUAAGUUUUAUCACCUUGAUUAUCUCUCCAGUUGGUUUAAUCAUGUUUGGUGUUGGAGCUGAAAGACAAUGGCCCAAAUCUGUUAUUUAUAUUGGCUUGGGUUUCAUUGGUUACGGUUGGGGUACCAUUGGUGACAUUUCUAUGUCCUAUUUGAUGGAAUCUUACCCCAAGAUUGUCAUUUUGGGUAUGGUGGGAGUUUCCAUCAUUAAUAAUUCUUUGGGAAGUAUCUUUACCUUUGUUUGUUCUUAUUGGUUGGAUUCCAGUGGAACUGCAAAUACUUAUAUUGCAUUGGCCGUCAUAGACUUUGUGACCAUUGCCUGUGCCAUCCCUACCAUUUACUGGGGUAAGUCUUGGAGAAAACGCACCACGAAGGCGUAUUUGGAACUUGUUGAAUUGGGUUUGAGUUAG
Lizanozyma spartinae is the source of this 1698-nucleotide messenger RNA. RefSeq lists its product as uncharacterized. Gene Ontology annotation, molecular function: transmembrane transporter activity. Lineage: Eukaryota; Fungi; Ascomycota; Pichiomycetes; Serinales; Debaryomycetaceae. Gene Ontology annotation, biological process: transmembrane transport. The transcript has a single exon. Gene Ontology annotation, cellular component: fungal-type vacuole. The coding region runs from base 1 to 1698 and encodes 565 amino acids. The record is from RefSeq and is a predicted model, not a curated record.